AUGCACGGGCCGCCGGCCAACACGGCAGCGCGGCGGUCGCGGCACUCCAAAGACAAGGUGCGGCUCGAGGUCGAGGCUGAGUUUGAGGAGCAGCACACGUUCCGGCCGCAACUCUCGACGUCAUCGAAGCGAAUUGAUACAGCGAGCAGGGAGGAGCGGCUGGCGCGGCUGGCCGAGGACAAGUCCAAGUUGUACGUCGAGCGCGAGAAGCUGCGGCUGCAGCGCGAGCAGGACGAGGCGAAGCGGUUGGCUGCCGAGCGGAAGCGGCGAUCGUCGGCGCGGCGUGCCGGCGUGCAAAAGUCGCUCAAAGGCCGGCGAUCGUCCAGCUCCGAGCCGGUGCAGGAGCGGCUGUAUCGUGCCGGUGUCGAGGCUGCCGAAAGCCGACGGGAGCGGCUUGUGGCCGCGCAGUCUGAGCUCCCGCAGCAGUGCACGUUCAAGCCGCGGGUGAGCAAGAAGAAGGCAAGCAGGGACUCGUCGCGGGUCCCACUGUACAAGCGAGUGACUCAAGUCCAACGGUCGAAGAACGCGCGGCUACACAAGCUGCGGAUGGAGGUGAUGGAAGGCGACAGCAAUCUCACGUUCAAGCCGCAGACCAACAGCAAGCGGCGGACAACAAGCAAUCGCAAGGCACCAGUCUUUGACCGGCUCGCCAACGCGGCGCAGGUUGCCGAGGCACGCAAGAAGAAGCUCGAGCAGGAUCUGGAGCAAGAGCGGGCAGAGCAGUACACGUUCAAGCCGAAGAUCUCGGCGCGAUCCAAGGCGCUCGUGGCCACGUCGACGGAGCUUGGCGGCGACGCGUUUCUGGAGCGCCAGAAGCGUUACGAAGAGAGGUCGCGGCGUAUGAAGGCUGAGGCGCAGGCCGAGGCUGAGGCCCAGCUCGCCGAAGCUUUCCAGCCGGAAAUCAAUGCGCUUCCGAGCGAGGUCCGCCGUAGCCGCGAGGAGCCAUCUGAUCCUGGUGAGAGCUUCCUGGAGCGGUGCGAGCGGAUGGCGGUGAAGGACUCGGCGCGUGCGCAGCUGUUGCGGGCGAACGCCGAGGAGGAGUACUACUCGCAGUUUACCUUUCAGCCCAAGAUCAAUCCUGCGUCCCGGGCGCUGGCCAAGGACCGCUCGUUUGCGCAGCUGGCCGAAUCGACAGCGCCCAAGGCAGCGGCGGCCGGCGACGCGGUCGAAGCGGCAUUUUCCGAGGCUCAUCCCUUCAAGCCCAAGCUCAAUUCCACGUCGGCGCGGGCCAAGUCAUACUUGCGUGACACGUCGAACCUCAUGGCCCGCAUCGAGGCGGACCGACGGGCCAAGGAAAAGGCGCUCGCAGCCGCACGCCUCGAGCGUGAGGCUGCCGAGAUGGAAGAGUGCUCGUUUGCACCGGCGCGUGUGACAGCGUCAACCUCGCCAGAGGCAAACCGGGCCAGGCCCGUCCAGGUCAAGGGUCUUGAUAGAUUCAUGGAGCUGCAGCGGAUGCGAGAGGCCAAGGAGGCCGAAAAGCGCGAGCUCGAGCGGCGGGCGUUCUCUGUCUCACACGCCGCACUUGUCGGGCGUCCGCCGACUGCCGAUCGCUCGCCACCGGUCGGCAGCCAUGCCGAUGUCAUCUAUGCCGCGCGUGCGCCGGCGCCCUCGGUCCACGCCCAGCACAAGCCCAAGCCGCGGCCGCGGUCUGCGUACGUGCCGACCACCAACGCAUCGCGACAGCGCGAGCUCAUUCGCAAGAUUCUUGCCGACGAGGAUCUAGUCCCCAUCGGCGACGACGACGCGUUUAUGUUUGACGAAGAGUAAAACCGAGGCAGA
Messenger RNA from Thecamonas trahens ATCC 50062, 1779 nucleotides. RefSeq lists its product as uncharacterized. NCBI's taxonomy places the organism in Eukaryota, Apusomonadida, Apusomonadidae. The record is from RefSeq and is a predicted model, not a curated record. The coding region runs from base 1 to 1767 and encodes 588 amino acids. The transcript has a single exon.